AGUGUUGUUGAGGAUCGAUACACUUUUCAAUGGGAAAUUACCUCACUACAGCGGAGCGAUGCAAAUACUGUUUGGGAAGGCGACCAAAACAGCGUAAUGGCUUUGGCUUAUUGAAGGCGACAAGGCAGGACUAUAAACACACGGAGGAGUUUUUGACUGCCAGCAGUACCCCAGUACUCGAACCAAGUGUUAUCGUAUGUGAGGCAGAGGUUCGAUCCCCGGUCCCGACAACUUCACGUAUAUCACCUUUGCAUAGCGAGUCAGAAGUCGUGAAUCUUUCUAGUGAGGACUGGCAUAGUGCGACUAGCCCUUCCAAUGAUUUUGGAGACCUCGAUGAACCGUCCAUCGUGUCGCCGAUCCCAAUACAACAGUCUACAUCGACUGUAGAUGAGAGCUUAGCAGUAUCACCUGAGGUUGUUGGUGCGGAUCAACGGGAGAGUACUGACGAUCCUGAGAAUACUCCUACGAAGAUUCUGCCUCAUCCUGCUAGUCCAUCACACAGUCAUGGACAUAUGUCGAGUACCAUCACUCCUGUCAGUCGAUCGGUAUUGUACAGGGGAUCGGAGGCAACAUCGUUGAUAACGUCAGAGUAUUCUCUGUCUUCAUCAGCAGCUGCCUACUUUUCAUCAGAGCGCGGCCUCAUCAUGUCAUCUCAGCAGGCGAUAAAGGGCUGGAUACAGAGGAAUAAGGGGGGGUACUGGGAUAGGUGGAAAUGGUGCUUUGCUGUUCUGGUUGUUGAUGAUGGCUGCACUAGAUUGAGCCUAUGGCGAACUGAUAGGGACUUUGAGGAUCGAUUAGUGAAUGCCUUGUCAAGCUGCAUGCCCUUUGACUCGUACACCUUUGGAGGACGUUGUGGCAAACACGUUGUAUGCGAGUCUGACUGGGGUCGAGUACUGGUUGUAUUCGAUCAUGAAGGCAACUGCUGUGUGAAGCUACGAUGCAAAGAGCCGAAGUCCUCACCUUAUAACAUAACUAGAUGGUUCGACAUGAUCACAACGACGACGCCCAUUGUCUGAUGCUGCUG
Messenger RNA from Perkinsus marinus ATCC 50983, 1024 nucleotides. RefSeq lists its product as hypothetical. The transcript has 10 exons. Lineage: Eukaryota; Perkinsozoa; Perkinsida; Perkinsidae. The coding region runs from base 30 to 1016 and encodes 328 amino acids. The record is from RefSeq and is a predicted model, not a curated record.